ACACAGCAAACUUGCUACACAUGGUUCGCUGUCGACACGGGGAACAGAAACACCCGAUUAAGUUGAAUUGAAAGUUGAUUGCUGAUUUUUGACAUGGUUGGAAAGAUAAAACACGUCCGUCAGAAGCUUCACCAGGAGGCAGUGAAGCUCGACAGGCCGGGGAGCCUCUCACAGAGCCCCGGAUCCGAGUUACCUUCCAGCUCAAAGAAGCCUCCGGUCCUGGUGGAACCGCACAGAAUAAGUCCUGCACAUGUGGAAAACAACACGAGUGAUGCCCCCAAACAUGUCAAACAGAUCCUGGCAAAGAGCUCCUUCCCAUCAGGGAUCUUUGCUGGCACUAAAAUCUCUCCGGAGGCCCUGGUACAAACACUGAAGUUUGAGGAACCUCCAGAUGUGCCCACACCUGCCAAGAAAGGCCCAGACGAGAAGAAAACCAAGUCGAAGAAAGAGAAGAUGAAGGAGAGGAGGGAGAGAUGGCUCAGCAAGAUCAGCUCCAUCAAACAGGCGAAAGAGCAGCAGGUGGCCGAGGCCCGGAGGCAGGCCACGCCCGUGGUGGGAGACAUGAGGCCGCUGGCUGACGCCCUGCCGGAGCUCUGUCAGCUCAUCACUCCCGCUGCCACAGCCCCCACCGCUCGCCACAAGAGCAGGAAAAGCAAAACACCGAUGAAGAGGCCAGAGCCAACUGACUUCAGUCAGAUGAAACAGUCUCAGAAACGCAAACUCCUGGAAACGGAGACCAGCCGGUUCAGUAACGCAGUAAAGACGCUCUCCGCCAAAAUGAACCCUCUGGCUGAUAUCGGUGAGCAGCUGCGGAAGAGGAUGAGGCAGGAGGAAGAGCAAGGUCCCAGCUAACAAUAGCAACAGCCGAACUGUGGGAGGCUGAUGUGCCUCCACAGACAUGGACAGUUGAAUUUGUCAGGGAAACCCAACAUUAAGGAACCUGAUCCCCCAUCACACCUCUGGACUGCAGCCUAAAGGAUGCUGGUUAAAAACAGCAAAGUGUGUCUUUGUGAGGUAUCCUUUCACAUUUAUCAUCCACAUUUCUUCUGCCCUAAUGAAUCACUUCUCAUUUAAAGGUCCCUUCAAAUGUCUGUUUUCAGUGCAGACAUUUUUAAACAAACCUGCUUUCUUUCUCCCAACACCAACAUACCCACUUGUCUAUUUUCAGCAUCUUAUGAUUGUGCUGUAUUGAGAAUAAGAUCAGCUCCCGACUUCGAGUGACUCAUCAGCAAUAACCAUAGCAACUCCUCUGAUCCAUGUAAAUGAACAUCUUGUCAGGGCAACACUGAACCGCAAGCCGAGUGAAAAUAUUGUCAAACUGUCACCAGGAAGCAGCUCAACAUGUUUGGAGAGCUGCGGGACUUUGCUGUGCAUGCUGCACAUCGUACUCAACAUGUGUGUGGGAAUGUGGACACUUCGCAUUAAAGGAUAGUUCCAGUUUGUUUCAA
This is a messenger RNA of Acanthochromis polyacanthus (spiny chromis), 1448 nucleotides long. RefSeq names its product SLX9 ribosome biogenesis factor (gene slx9). Gene Ontology annotation, cellular component: nucleolus; 90S preribosome; preribosome, small subunit precursor. The coding region runs from base 94 to 852 and encodes 252 amino acids. The transcript has 6 exons. The record is from RefSeq and is a predicted model, not a curated record. Gene Ontology annotation, biological process: maturation of SSU-rRNA from tricistronic rRNA transcript (SSU-rRNA, 5.8S rRNA, LSU-rRNA). Lineage: Eukaryota; Metazoa; Chordata; Actinopteri; Pomacentridae.